Messenger RNA from Carassius carassius (crucian carp), 2011 nucleotides. It is a transcript of the gene tmem102, whose product is annotated as transmembrane protein 102. NCBI's taxonomy places the organism in Eukaryota, Metazoa, Chordata, Actinopteri, Cypriniformes, Cyprinidae. The transcript has 3 exons. The coding region runs from base 224 to 1789 and encodes 521 amino acids. The record is from RefSeq and is a predicted model, not a curated record.
GAUCCUCGCUGGAGGUCCGUGAUUUCCGGGAAUAGUUUCGCCACUGUGAAGGUGCGCGAGGGGGAACCUGUUGGAAAUGACGCGAGCUGAAAUCCUGUUUCAGAAAAGAGAUCACAACAAACAACCCGGGGUCUAAGGCAGAGCGCAUAAAGCCAGCGGUAAACAAGGGUGUGUGUAAACCACAAACAACGACAGUCGUCGCGGAAUCUAGAGGUAAUGCUCAAUGGAGACGCUCAUGAGUGCCGUGGCCCCGCGUGCUCCGGCGGCGGCGAAGCGGGUGUCCGAGGUGGACUUCCGCUCGGGCACGGCUCUGGAGCAGCUGGGGGAUCAGGUGCAGGAGCUGGUGCAGCUGGAACAGGGCGAGUUCGGAGACCAGACCGCACUCGAGGUGCACACAGCCAAAGACUUCAUCUUCAAUAUGCUGGGCUUGGUGCAGAAAGUAGACAAGCGAUUGCCAGUUGCCAAUGAAUAUCUGCUGCUAUCAGGUGGAGCCAGGGAAGGUGUGCUUGACCUUAACCCAGAGGACCUAGGUGACUACGCCAAAGGUGUUGACUUUGAUUUGGACUUCACUCUACUGGUGCCUGCUCUUAAACUGCAUGACCGAAAUCAGCCUGUGACGCUGGACAUGCGGCAUUCCCCACCAUGCCAUUCUUGGCUGAGCCUGCGCCUCUGCGACCCUGCGAUGCUGAAGCGUUGGAGUAUCUGCUGUCAAGAUGAGAAAACUAGAGAGAAUAAAUAUGUGGAAGAUGAGGGGGAAGAAACUGAAGCAGUACAAGGCUCAAUCCCAUCCCUGCAGCCUCCUCAAUCAUUAGAUGGAUGUUACUUCUCUCCGUUGCUGGUUGCCGAUUGGUUCUGGAGUGUGGUUGGGACAGCGGUUGAAGAGUUGCGGAGAAAUCCUCAAAGAGGGAUUCCUGUUCCUGAUCGUGUGGAGCGGAAUGGUCCACUAACAACACUGAUUCUUACUGCAGGAACUAGCCGUAUCCUUUACGACUUGCUUCCAGUGGUUUCGUUUCGUGGCUGGCCGGCCGUCGCACAGGGCUGGCUCACGACCAACCAUUUCUGGGAUGGCAAAAUAACGGAGGAGGAGGCCAUCAGCGGGUUCUACUUGCUUCCUGGCUGUUCUCCAGCUGUCAGCCCCUCAACCAGACCUGACCGCGAAUGGAGACUCGCCUUCUCCCGCAGUGAGGUUCAGCUAAAGAAAUGCGUGCCCUACCCAAUGGCACAAGCCUUCCAAGCAGCUAAAGCUGUACUGUCAAGACUAUUAGCUCGCCCUCGCACCGGCCUUAGCCUCUACCACCUACGUACCUUGAUGUUUUGGGCUUGUGAUCGCUUACCUACAACCUACCUUAGCUGUCCAGAUCAUGAGACUCCUGCUCGGCUUUUCCUUGGCCUACUUGAUGACUUGGCUCACUGCGUUCUGGGCAAAAACUGUCCUAAUUAUUUCCUCCCUCAGUGCAACAUGCUUGAGCACCUUACGGACAGUGCCGCCCUGUUAGUGGCACGAAAACUUGCACAUUUACGAUCCGAUCCUGCAGAGCACUUAAGAGCCGCUUUGGAGCAGGCACAACAGGCAUGCCAACUCAAGCGUGAGGCCGCAGUAGCUGCGAGCAAUGGCCAUGGGUUAUCAUCACCUACCCAUGGAUAUGGUGCGGGAUCACCACAGGAUGACCGGCUAGCACAGCGACUACAACAGCUGGUCACAGAAAACCCUGGCAAGUCUAUUUCAGUCUUCCUCAACCCAGAUGAUGUUACACGCCCACAUUUCCGCAUUGACGACAAGUUCUACUGAGUCGACCGAGCUGGUUUACACACUGCCCAGGGUACAGAGACCCUAUACGACAGAACUUCUAGAAGACAUAUUCAUGUCACUGUGCUACUGUAUUACCAAAUUGUAAAACAGAGUCUUCACAGAGUGUUCUGUUUGGCUCAACUAGGCUGACUACAAUCAAAAUUGCUUGACACUCCAAUGAGGUAUUGUAUGAAUUUCACAGGUGUCACAAUGUCAGGGAGA